Messenger RNA from Penicillium malachiteum, 708 nucleotides. RefSeq lists its product as uncharacterized. NCBI's taxonomy places the organism in Eukaryota, Fungi, Ascomycota, Eurotiomycetes, Eurotiales, Aspergillaceae. The record is from RefSeq and is a predicted model, not a curated record. Gene Ontology annotation, molecular function: DNA binding; RNA binding. Gene Ontology annotation, biological process: maturation of 5.8S rRNA; regulation of gene expression. Gene Ontology annotation, cellular component: nucleolus; exosome (RNase complex). Bases 1 to 708 code for a protein of 235 amino acids. The transcript has 3 exons.
AUGGAUACAAACAAUCUCUUUCCUCUGCUGGAGAAAUUGGAUGAUGACCUGGAUGACCUUGAAGAGGCCCUAGAGCCAUUUCUUGGUAAAUCCCUAGUUGGAGUAUCCAAAAAUCUGCCCGUGAUGGACAAAGCCAAGCUUCAUGUCCUGGUAACAUAUACGCUUGAAUCACUAAUCUUCUCUUAUCUGCGACUACAUGGCGUCGACGCGAAAAAUCACCCUGUUUUUCAAGAACUCACUCGCGUGAAGCAAUAUUUCGAGAAGAUCAAGAGCUUGGAAGCGGAGCCUGAACAACGCAGUAUGACACUGGACAAGGACGCUGCGACUCGCUUCAUCAAGCAUGGUCUUGCUGGCAACGAGAAGUAUGAUCUAGAGCGUGCUGAAAGGGAGGCCAAAGAAAAGGCGCGCGCUGCCUUCAAAGCCUCCAUGAUCGCCAAAAAGAUGGCAGCAACAUCAUCUAGUGCUGUACCACCUAGCGACAAAUCUACUUCUAACGAUCGAGGCGAUUCCGAUGCCAAAAUUAACACCGAGAUCAAAAUUGCCUCUGAGUAUGACAAGGAAAAGAAGCGAGGGAAGCACGAGAAAGCCAAGCCUAAAAGAAGGAAGCAAGGAAAGCCAAGCAAAGCCGAUCUUAUAGAUGAAAAAAAAGAACGGCGACAGAAGAAGGAGCAAACUCGUCAAAGUCGCCAAGGUCGCCAGGAGUCAUAA